Messenger RNA from Adelges cooleyi (spruce gall adelgid), 1176 nucleotides. RefSeq lists its product as uncharacterized. The transcript has 8 exons. NCBI's taxonomy places the organism in Eukaryota, Metazoa, Arthropoda, Insecta, Hemiptera, Adelgidae. Bases 1 to 1176 code for a protein of 391 amino acids. The record is from RefSeq and is a predicted model, not a curated record.
AUGAUCAAAAAGGCUUUUAUUAAGUCAGAAGAACCAUUCGAGCUCAUUCGACAAGAUCACAGGAGGCGACAGUUAGCAGUGUGGGAAAACGUUAUGAAAAAACCAGUCGAUUUAAAUCAGUCACAAAUAUAUGAAAAAGAAAAAUUACAAAUGUUCAUGGCCGUCAACAAUUUUAUCACUCGGUUGUCUAUCGAAAAAGAGCGCAUGAUUAAUUCUAUGUUAUCACCGGUGAUGUUAGAAAAUAAGAUCAAUGAAUGUAAGGUCGAUUUAAAGUCAGCAUACGAAAUGAUAACGCGGCUGAUACAUUUACUGAAUAUUGAAAAAUCGGCUCUCGCGUCGGAAAUUGAUUUGAUGAACGAGAAGUACCACACUGAUAGUUAUAGAAUGAAAGUGCAUCGUAAUAAAAUCGUAAACAGCCAAAAGAAUAAAGUGAAUUGGAUUAAAGAUUCUAUUGAUUCGAUUAUUGACAGAUACAACGAUAUUGGAAGAUACUUGGACGUGCCAGAAGAUUUAUUGUUUCCACAGCCUGAGAAAAAAGCGGCCCCGUUUAAAUUAAACUUUUUAUUUAAACACAGAGUACAAGAAAUAGAACGAGAACAAAAAUUCAAAGAAACGGAACUUAUUUUGGCGGACUUGAGAUCACCAAUGGAUAUACUUCAGAGUAGAAUUAUCGAUCCCGGAAUAACACCGAUUUAUCGGUUAUUAACCACGGACAUGUCCAGGCGACAAAUUAUUUACAAUUAUUCUUGUACAUUGUUUGGGAUGUAUGUCGAGGGAACAGGUUUUUCUAAGCUCAAAGCAAAAGAAAACGCGGCCACGGAAAUGUUGCGGGCUAUACUGAAGAAACAAUCUGUCAGCACGCUUUCGUCUCAUAUCAAAACAUUUACAGAGAGAGAGUUACGGGAUCUCAACCCGUUGUUACAAUCCAAAAUGAACUACGUGGACACUUUGGAAAAAACUUGUGAGAUCAAUCAUUUUCCGCCGCCUAAGUACACGUUGUUAAGUCGCACUAAAAACAAUUCUAAACUCGAGAUUAACUAUUCGGUUCAGUGCGAAGCUAUGGACUUUGUGGCAAUCGGACAUAGCAACAAACGUGCGACGGCCAAACAGACGGCUGCUCAAAACAUUAUCGAGUUGUGGGAGAAAAUGAAGGAGAAGAAUUCCAAGAAAAUUUAA